Rotaria sp. Silwood1 is the source of this 2034-nucleotide messenger RNA. The record is from the annotation of a GenBank genome assembly. Lineage: Eukaryota; Metazoa; Rotifera; Eurotatoria; Philodinida; Philodinidae.
AUGUAUGAAGAAUUACGAUAUCCUAUGUCACACCGUAUUUGGCAAACAAUUACUUAUUUACAAGAUGAUGAACGGCUCUGGUAUGAACAAGAAAAACAAGAAAUCAAGAAUGAUUGGCCUUCUUUUUGCAAGAAGUUGAAGCAACGUAUUUAUGAUCGAAUGAAAAUUAAUAUUAUUCCUUCAAAAGGUCAUUAUUUAUCAUCUGUUAAUGACAUGACACAAGUGGAACAGUUUUCUUCGACUAAAUCUUCGUCCAUUGAAAUUAGUUCAUCAUUAACAUCAGCUCUUUCCAUUACCAUGGCGAGAGAGAUUAUUAAGUCUCCAACAUAUUUUCGUGGUGCAAAAGAUGAUGUUGUAGAAUGGUUAGAAAAAUCAGAACAACGAUUUACAAUGGCUAAUUGGUCUAAUGAACUUAAACUACAAUAUAUACCAAUUCAUUUACAAGAAGAUGCUUAUCAUUGGUGGCAUCAAUCAUCAGCAAAGAUUAGAACUUGGACAUCUUUCGUUGAUGCAAUUAAACAAGCUUUUGGCUCAACCAAACUGAAAGAAUUAACAUUUGAACAAUUGAGAACAUAUAAACAAGCGAUUAAUCAAUCUAUUACGCAAUAUAUGAUAAAGUUAUUGAAUUAUUCAUUAAAAUUACAUAUUGCAUUAUAUGAUCCACAAUCUCCAGAAACAUUUUUAUCUUAUGCCAGGAAAGUGGAAGAUACAUUAUCAUUAGCCAAUACAGAUUAUGAUUUGAAUCAAUAUGAUAAUCAUCAGAAUACAAAUUACGAUCGUCAACCUAUAACAUCAACAGUUAAUCCUCAACAAGAUGUUGAUCGUCGACGUACUGAUGUUUAUCAAUCGCAACUACAAACUUCUACAACAGGUCGUAUGAAUAAUUUUCGUAAAGAUAAUGUUUCAUAUUCUAGUUCAUCAAAAAAUACAACGUCUAAAAGACCAUCAGCAUCGAUUGAUGGUGUUGCUUCCAAGAAUCAAUAUAUAAACCCAUCACAAAGUCUUUAUGUUCCCUUAAUUUAUCUUAAUGCUUAUGUUUAUGAUAAACAAAUGAAAUUAAUGAUUGAUACUGGUGCUACUCAAAGUUUUAUCUCAAAGAUGGCAUUAAAUUCGAUUCGAAACAGCAAAAUAAUUAAUCGAAUUCAACGACAAGUCUUUUUAGCUGAUGGAUACACAUCUAUCACUGUUUAUGGUGAGGUGGAAUUAUCAAUUGUUAUGAAUAAUAUUUAUACCUCAAUUCGAGCACUUAUUGUGAAGAAUCUUUGUAUUAAUUGUAUACUCGGUAUGGAUUAUAUUAGUAAAUACAAAUUAAUAAUUAACAUUGUUAAUCAAUCAAUAUCGAUCGGUGUUAAGAAUAAUCGAUUGACUAUACCUAUUGAUAAUAGUGAAAAGAUUAUUUUUGACACAAUCCCGACAUCAAAACUAUUAUCAAUAGGAAUUUCAGCUAUAAAAACCAAUUUACUUGACACAUAUAUUGAUCGUUUGGUGGAACAUAUUAAUGAUCAUGAUCAACAACAUCAAAUGAAACAAAUUCUUAUUCGUUAUAACAAAUUAUUUGAUACAACGAAACCAGUAAUUGCUUCUAAUGUUAAACCCCAUGAAAUAAAAACAAUAGAUCAUCCACCACCAACAUCAAAGGCUUAUUAUUCUACGCCACAAAAACAAGAAGCUAUGCAUAGAAUUAUUCAAGAAUUAUUACAAUCAAGUCUUAUUCGUAAAUCUUAUUCUAAUUAUGCUGCACCAGCACUGCUAGUACCGAAGAAGGAAAAUACUUGGCGGAUGGUAGUUGAUUACAAGAAAUUGAACAACAUCACUGUUAAAGACAAUCAUCCUUUACCUAAUAGGGAACAAACGAUACAAAUAUUAGGCGGUGGAUAUCAAUUCUUCUCUAAGUUGGACAUGAAAAGUGGUUUUUGGCAAGUUCCAAUUAAAGAAGAAGAUAAACACAAAACGGCAUUUAUUACACCUGAUGGGCUUUAUGAAUGGAACGUAUUAGCUCAAGGUUUAAAGAAUAGCCCUCCAUCAUUCCAAUGA